Messenger RNA from Aspergillus wentii DTO 134E9, 598 nucleotides. RefSeq lists its product as uncharacterized. The record is from RefSeq and is a predicted model, not a curated record. Lineage: Eukaryota; Fungi; Ascomycota; Eurotiomycetes; Eurotiales; Aspergillaceae. The transcript has a single exon. The coding region runs from base 217 to 531 and encodes 104 amino acids.
UGUGCACUUCAAGUCCUGCAGACACUUCCGCAUGCCUGGAGCCUACCAAGAGUCUUUCAUUGGAUGUAAAACAACCCAGUUUAGAAGCGGAUGGAGAAACAACAGGCAGUGAUGGAGUCUGUGUGUUCCGCUGUUUGUGGAUGAGAAAGGGAAGAAAGGGAAAAAAAAAAAAAAAAACAAAACAAAACAAAACGACAAGACAACCAAAUCGGUAAGAUGACAGCACAAGGGGUUUUGCCAUUCGAUCUGGGAUCAAAUAUCAAUCGACCGAAUCCCUCAGCGCAUUUAGCCAACUCAAGAGCUGCCAUUCUCGGACAUUGCUUGUUUGUCAUUUCUUCUCAAAGAAACCCGACAGGAUUCGAACGUCUGCCAAAAGAUUGUCCAGGAUCUGCUGGACUGGACCAACCCGACCAAAGGCAAGAAAGCCAACAGUUAGAUGAAAUAAAAAGGGCUGGCCGUCAUCCGCUUGACGUGGAAAGGGAGAAAUACCUAUAUGCUUGCAGCUUACUCGGUGGAAUCUGCAGUGGUUGAUGCAAGAUACUGCUUCGUGCUGCUGUCUUCUACCAUUCUGUUAUUGAUCUGCCUUUGACAUUAGUAA